Molecule: messenger RNA, 1056 nt
Organism: Stomoxys calcitrans (stable fly)
Lineage: Eukaryota; Metazoa; Arthropoda; Insecta; Diptera; Muscidae
Exons: 3
Coding region: 1-1056 (351 amino acids)
Source: RefSeq, a predicted model, not a curated record
AUGAAGUUCAACUCUUUUAUUGCAUUACCAUGGGAUGAGAGUUUAGAAAUGUUCCUUAAGCAACACCACAUAAGAGAGAAAGUAGAGAAUACAAAGACUAAGCUAGGAGAACUACUGACUCAAGAUGAUUUCCUACAAUACCUCGACAGUGAGCUUACUCUCUACAAGGGCAAUGUUAGCAAGAGCAAGACAACACACAUAAAGAAACUACAGGCACUCACACAACGACAAGACAAGGCCCUCAACAUUAGACGCAACGACGUGUGGUUUGUGAAUAAAACAGAGCGAGAGAUACCAACGAACGUACAAUGGAUUCUCUCUUUAGGUCCGAAACACGCUCUCCCACACACCAACAAGAACUUUCCACUCUUGCAAGUCAUUGCAGAGGGAGAGGAGUGUGUACAAACUAUAGAGAAUAGAGAGGAACAGGAGAUGGGAAGAACCAAGCUUACAACAUUGAUAGACGAUCACUUACGAAAGUCAAAGAUGAGCAUGAGAGACAAAUAUGUGGUGGACACAGUGUCUCAAACAAGAAAAUAUUUAAAGGAGAAUGAGGAUUUAUUGAUUUUAACGGCAGACAAGGGAGGAAAGACAGUGGCUUUGUACAAAGAUGACUACGAGCAAAAAAUGAAGGCAAUAAUACACGAUAUGUGUAUGUAUAGGCGCUUAAAGAUUGACCCAACAUCUAGGCUACAGACAAGGAACAACAAAUUGGUGGAUAAACUUCACAACUUGAAUCUUAUCAGCAUCCAGGAGAAGAAUAAAUUGACCAGCAAGACCGCAUUGGCCCCUCGAAUAUAUGGACUCCCAAAGAUCCAUAAAGAAGGUACACCGUUGAGACCAAUAUGUUCAUCAAUAAACGCGCCGUCCUAUCAUCUAUGUAGGUACAUAGUGAAUAUUUUGAAAAAUAUCACCAAGGAUUCCAAAUAUAAUGUGAAAGACGCAGUGGACUUUAAAGCUAAGAUAAAGAACAUGACCAUAGAAAAUGACGAAGUUUUAGCUCGCAGCCGUCGAUGCCUUAAAGGCAUGGAACGAGUGCGAAAAUGCUUUGAUUGA